AUCCCACCUUUUGACGAGCAGGCGGGAAAAACGGUCAUCGAAAAGUUUGAACGCCAUUCUCUCUCCUCUCCCAGACUCCCACUUCCUCCAGCUUCAAUCCUCCAAUCGAAUAUUCAAAUUUCCUAAAACCACAAAAACUCAAAUUUCUCGUCUCAAUCUCAAACUUUGCAUUUUCUUCAACCGUACAAUUUUAAUUCGACGGGAAAACAUCGAAUUACGAAGAUAACACGAAACCCUAAUAUCCUUAUUCAAUUAUAGGGUUCUUUUCCCUAAAUUCCACCCAAAUUUAACUUUUUUCUAGGGUUUCUCUAGAAAUUUCUGGUGAUGUUUUCACGAUAAUGGAGAAUGCCAUUCUCUUAGAAGCAAAAUGGAUAGCGAAAGUAGUAAAUUUCACACUGUUCAACCGCUUAGAGAUCUUGAGUCAAAUUGGGCCGUCGAUCUUGCUAAAAAUCUUGAAGAUUAUCUUUUGAAGAUUUGCUCUGGUGAAAUUUCUGGAGGGGAUGAUUCUCACUUAUCCGUAAAUUUCGCUGAAGCUGCUUUAUUGCUUCAAGGUUCGAUACAAGUAUAUAGUCGUAAAGUUGAGUACCUUUACAACUUGGUGUUGCAUGCUUUGGAGUUUAUUUCUCAAACAAGAUCACAAGAUCCUGUGGAAACCACUUCAGUCCAGCCUGAAGCAAGUUCAUCUCGUGCAGUUCAUGAUGAGGAUGAUCAGUUUUGGGUCUCAGAUGAUAUUUCUGUGGACGCAAAAAAUUGCCUCGAUGGUGUGACCAGCAAAGACACUUUUUUGGAUCACUUCAUAAAGCCACCUGCUAACCUAGUUGUACUUGAAGGUGAUUGCUUAGAUUCCACUGAUGAUGGUGGAGAACUGGAAUCUUACCUGUUGGCCACCAACAAUCUCUAUUGUGAUUUUAUCCUUUUAGACCCAUGCGAUUCAGUAGCCGUAGAUGAGUUUCUGAAGGGUGAUAAAUCUGGUGAUAGACAGCAUGGUAGUAACAGAGGGAGUUCAUUGAUCUCAAAAGCUCACAAAAGUUUCCUCUCUCCUGCCAGACGCUCUGGAGGGACAGCUCGCAAGUCAUCUGUCAAGAAAAGGUUGGAUGAUCUUGGUCAGGCUUCGCCUCUUGGUGGUACCAGCAAAAAUCUAAACGAUGAUUUUGAGCCUGGUCCUUCUUGUAACGAUAUUCCUGUUCAUGGAAACUAUGGAUUUGAAUCAGAUAAUGAGAAUCCGCAGCAUGAGGAUAUUGACGAUUCUGAUGGUGAUGGUGAUGAUCCUUGGAAAACUUUGAAUCCCCAUGAACCUGGAAACUUGAAAGUGAAGCCAUUCAGAAAAGUAAAAAUUCCCAAGAGGAUAGGGAUGAUGAAAAACAUCAAUGUAGCUUCUCAGUUUCCCCUUGCAAAGCUUCAUGGAACAAUCAGUCCAGAGCUCACACGGAUAUGGGAGUUGCAUAUUUGUGCUCGUAAAAGACAAGAAACCCAACCAAUUCCACUGUAUGAAAAGCUGCGCGAAACCCUUGUUGGUGGACAUCCUGAUCAUGAUACCUUUUGCCCUCCUGAGAAUGGUGCUGCAGAAGAUGCAUCCGAUGAUGGGAUCCAUGAUUUUGAUGAACCUGAUUUUGACAUGCCAGAUAUCAAUUUUAUGGAUGAACAAGUAAAUUUUGAACCAUUUAAGCAUGAUGAUUUUGCUGAUCACUAUGAUGCUGCUAAUGCUAAUCUAAAGGAGGAUGCAAGCUCUGAACCUAGCCUAGAAGAUCUAUGUCGCGCUCACCUGGAUGCCCUUCUUGCUAACAUAGCUGAAAGUGAGAAUCAGAGUGAGUUGGCUGCUCGGGUUUCAUCAUGGAAGCAGAGAACUGAACAUGACUUGGAAGAGGAAGAUUCACGCCCACCAUUUGACAUACAUGAAUAUGGUGAAGCAGUUUUGGAAAGACUAUCACUAGGGGAAGAUGAAAGCCUUAUGUCAUUCACAGAUGUGGUAAAGGGACGAGAAAAACAUGAUAUUGCUCGGACUUUCUCUGCACUUCUGCAACUAGUUAAUGACAGAAAAGUUGACCUGGAAAGAAGUACUUCAACCAGUGAUUCUUUCUGCUACACAGCUGUGAAUCCAUUUCAUAUCCGGCUUCUUAGCCAUGCUAAAGGGCCAAAGAAAAUGCAAUUUCAGUUUACAAAAAAGAGGCAAAAAUCUCCUAUCACAAGGGGUUGCAAAAAAGGUGAGAUUGACAAUUUGAGUAGACAACCUUUAGUUGUUGGCUCUCCGUCAUCUGCUUCUAAAUCAAGAGCUAUAUUAGCGCAACCAAAUUGUAAAUUUUCUGCGAAGCUGGAAAAGGAUGGAAGACUUGGUAGCACUCCUGAUAGGAAGCGCAGGCGAAGAUCUCGGUUAGUUGAGGCAGUUGACUUGAGUUCAGCAUGAUGAUGAUGUGAUAUUCAGAGUGCACUCCUGAUAGGAAGCGCAGGCGAAGAUCUUCAUUAGUUGAGGCAGUUGACUUAAGUUCAGCAUGAUGAUGAUGUGAUAUUCAGAGUGCAUCAUCCCUUGCUUAAUCAGUCCUUAAGUUUUAUAGCUUUAGAUUAGCUAACAAUGACCUUUAGACGUUCCUAUUAAUUGUAACUUAUAUUGGUAUGUAAUUGUAAGUCUAGGAUUUUAGCGUUUGUAUCUCCUUUUUUAUCAGCAAGGGUAGGUAUCUACUCUUAUGUAAUAUAAUGUGUAUCACAUUCUUUGGUUUUGUAAGGUAUGAUUAAUACUUUGUUUUUUUU
Beta vulgaris subsp. vulgaris (sugar beet) is the source of this 2742-nucleotide messenger RNA. Its product is annotated as condensin-2 complex subunit H2. Gene Ontology annotation, molecular function: chromatin binding. The record is from RefSeq and is a predicted model, not a curated record. Lineage: Eukaryota; Viridiplantae; Streptophyta; Magnoliopsida; Caryophyllales; Amaranthaceae. The transcript is spliced from 11 exons. Gene Ontology annotation, biological process: meiotic chromosome condensation; mitotic sister chromatid separation. Bases 368 to 2401 code for a protein of 677 amino acids. Gene Ontology annotation, cellular component: condensin complex; nucleus.